Nematocida major is the source of this 2454-nucleotide messenger RNA. RefSeq lists its product as uncharacterized. Lineage: Eukaryota; Fungi; Microsporidia. The transcript has a single exon. The coding region runs from base 1 to 2454 and encodes 817 amino acids. The record is from RefSeq and is a predicted model, not a curated record.
AUGAAAGAAGAAGAGAAAAACAAAAUAACGCUAAAUGUUCAAGGGCUAAAGAACAAAAUCAAUGGGUUUUGCUUGUAUAAUUUAAAUUCCAUGGAUAAGAAUGUUGAGGACAUUGUAGAAAUAAUAUGCCAGAACAUACAACUAAACUGCGCAGGCCUGACCAGAGAGCAAGCCGACUUGGUUCUAGAUAUUGCGCGCACUCGUAUUUACAUAACUGUUUGGAGGCUGAUCCGAGAGGAAGUUGACAUAACAUACAAGAGAGUGGACAGGUCUUUGGACGAGCACAAUUUAAUCACAAACCAACUACUUACCAUCAAAAGAAUGGAGGAGAUCAUGACCACAGAACUCCCUGCUGCCGAAAGAGAUUUGUUGGCCAGCAAGGUAAUCAGUGUCGGGCCUGCAGCAAUAGACCCCGACAUUGUGGAUCGAAAAGCCCUGGUACUUAAGUUGGAAAUUCUUAUAAAAAGCAUAAGAAGGGAUAUUGCAGAGGGCAUGGGCACAUCCACGGAGGAAAGCAGUCGAGGCGCUAAGCUGGAGAUACAAAGGUUGGAGCAAGCUUUAAGCACGUGUGCGCUGGAAAAAGAAUCAAGUCUGAAGAGGGUAGAGGGCAGCAAAAGCAGUAUGAAAGCUUGCAUGGAAAAUGUCAACCAAAAAAAAAGCGAGCGCGUCGAGCUCUUUGUGAGCACGCUUGCUUAUAGGAACAGUCUUGAUGCGAUUGAGCGCGAACAAAACGAAAAGAAGCUAGGAAGGUGGCCAGUUCAUGUAACAGAGAGUGAAAAUGCGGUUUUUAAGGGGAAUCGGCACGUUUUUUGUUUGAACCAGCUGAUGGAUUUUCAAAAAGGCGCGUACUACCGUAUAAAAGAAAUCCUAGAAGUGUGGAAAAAGGGAAGGGCGGAUUUAAACAACUUAAUAAUCAAACUAAAGGCGCAGACAUAUGUGCCCGCAGAGUACAAAGACUCGGCUUUCAAUAACGAAGGCGGCGGCCCAUCGGUCAAGCCCUUCGAAACUCUAAGGAGAGAGCUUAUGUCGGCGAUCGAUGAUGAAAAGGCGUGGGUGAGCUCCGAUCAGGGGCCGUCUAUCCCGAGGACAUAUUUCAUGGAAGCUCGGCACCGCGAUGCGUGCUGCACACUGCAGAAGAUAGAAGAGAUAGACCGCGUUAUAGGAGAAAAAGAAAACAAAGAGAUAAAAAAAAAUCGAGCGCACAUUAAAGAGCUAGAGCGGAAAAUGCGCGAGGAUGAAAAGAAAAUAUCUGAGUUGAAUGGGUUAAAGCGCAUUCUGGAAUUCGAAAAAGAAGUCGAGUCCCGUUUGAAUGCGCAGCUAGUUGAUGCGUAUAACUCUUCUUAUUUUUUGAUCGAAAACAUUGAGUUCAAUAUCGAAAGCCUAAAGGACCAGCUGGAAAACGGGGGAAAAAACAGCCUCAAGAAAUUGGCCCUGAAAAAACAGAUUCUAAAGGCUGAGCAAGCGCGGGAUGAAGAAAAGGAGCGGCUGGGCCAUAUUUACAGAUCCGUGCGUUCGCGUUUGUUAGAGGAGAAACUGCCGAAAAUUUUUAACAGAGUCGAAUUCCUCAGGAGUUUGCAGAACACCAUUCCGAUGGAACAAGAAAAAUGGAGGCUCCGGCUACAAGAGCCAUUUAUAACCCCGGAACAUGAAGAUUACACUUACGAAAUCAAAAACGAAAGCAAGCAAAGGAGAGCCUUGAUCCGGAAGCUGGACGCGAGCGGGGCUGAGCUGAGCCAUGCUUCAAAAACGCUGGAAAAGAUUGAGGCCGCAUUAGCGGGCGGCCUUAAGCUAGCCGACGCAUACGAAGAAGUGUUCAACAUACUCAAAGUCGACGAGAUAUACUGGAAAAUAGUUCUAGAAAUGCGGAAUGAACUGGAAGAAAAGGAAGAAAAUUCGAGCCCCAACCUUUCUGAUCUCAACUCGUUUAUGGUCCAAACGAAAAACAAUUAUUCGUAUGUAGACUCUCCAGCUGCCAAUGCCAAUGCUGAGUAUGUGAACAGCAUAGUUCAGCAGAAUAUAAGCGAGAAGGUGGAACAAAGAGCAAAGCGGGAAAUGAGGCUCACUGCACAAAACCCGGACAUCGUUGAAAAAAUGGAUGUCGACUUUACUGAGACGAGCCCCUCGCUGCCCGAGCCCUCCUUCCAUUUGCCAGUUGCUUCCAUAGUGAAUGAGGUAGACAGCUUUGUUUGCCAUGUUCUGGACGAUGUCGCCAAGAAAGGGGGCGAUGCACACGCCGAGCUGAACAACCAUCUUAACGACUCUCUGGCUUUGUUUGAUUACGAGAGGUCCUUGGACACAGCCCAGCCUAAGAAGGUGUCUAAAGGAUGUGCGAUAGGCAAAGUCCGGCUAUGCGUAGGCCUUUUGGCGACGAUGGGGAUGCUUUGCUUUUCUGUUGGCGCGGUAGCCAAUGCAAAGUCGAGAAACGACAGCAGCUCGAACAGCUCGAACAAUUAG